Molecule: messenger RNA, 930 nt
Organism: Pseudocercospora fijiensis CIRAD86
Lineage: Eukaryota; Fungi; Ascomycota; Dothideomycetes; Mycosphaerellales; Mycosphaerellaceae
Exons: 2
Coding region: 1-930 (309 amino acids)
Biological process (GO): anaphase-promoting complex-dependent catabolic process
Cellular component (GO): anaphase-promoting complex
Source: RefSeq, a predicted model, not a curated record
AUGCUCGCUCUACCACUCAUACCUCCUCAAGAGGACCAGUCUUCCUUCUUGCGCACGACAUAUCGCCCACGAGCCGACUCUCCCCCGCCAAACAACACUCAGAACCAGCAACAGAAUCAUCGUGAGCGGCAAAGACGCGAUGAGGAGAGGAAGCUUCACCAUGCGCGAAGUCCGCUAGCACUUCUAUGCACCGACGAGACAGCCAUUGAACAGCGCAAAGCAGCAGUGCGUAACUUUGGCGCGCAAUGGAUCCGACCGCCCGGUGUUCCAAAGACUCUGCAAGCAACGCGAGAGGAAGAACUAGAACGACAAGAACAGGCGGAGAUAGAGAGGCAGGAACGCGGUCUGUUGGACAUGCAAGCGCAGCAGCAGCUGGCAGAGGCGCAACAACAAGCUGCUGAGACUGCGGAUGCGCAAGACGCGGGCGAAGGUGAUGAGGAACAUGAUCUCGAUGCAGACAUUCCGGAUGCAGAUGCGGGAGAAGACCAAACGACUGCCGAGACAACUUUCAACGAGGACAGCAUGAUGGGUGGUAGUCAGAUUCAAUUCCCCGAGGACAAUGAUCCUGAUGUCAACGAAGAGCUUGAGGAGGCCGAGCUUACAGGUGCUGCGAGAGACGAGGAGGAUUUAGGCAUGGGCAUGGGUCGCGAUCUUGACGAUUCUGUCCCCGAGGCAGGUUCUUACCAGCAUACCGAUACUGAGCAAGAAGACCACAGCGACUCCGAAUCUGAGCUCGUCUCGUUUGUGGGAAGGAGCGCCGCUCAGCAGAAUCGCAUGCGAGCACAAGUCGCUGCAGCGGACGCUUUGCCAAGGAGCCCAGGUAGCAUCAAUCUGUCAAGUUCGAUAUUGGACAGCUCCAUGGCAACGAGUAGCCCAGUGCUGCAAAGAUCGAAUGCCGGUGGACGCGGUCGUGGAAGGCGCGCUCGUUAG